AUGACAAACACCAAACCAUACGGAUUUGCUGUUCUGAUUCUUCUGGUAGAAUCACUAUGUGUUUCCCCCGGUCUCAUCUGUCCAGAAAUCAGUUACCUUGCCGGUCCUGCCCAGCUGAUCUGCACUGGCGGGACACUUGUACACACAUAUUACAACACGGGUGGUAAGGUGGCUACGUGUGGAUUGACCCUUAAUUCAUCGUGUGAUUCCACUGACAUGUCGGCGUAUAGACUCAGCUCAAAUCAGACGGCACUAAACAUAACAAGUGUACGGAUAUCAGAUGCGGGAACAUGGGUCUGCAAGAAUGCACGCAAUUCAAACACCUCAUGCCAUCUGACUAUUGCAAAUAUCCCCACCUACAGCAUAACCAGUGACAGGGCUACAGACGCCGUGGAUGUGUAUGGUAGGGUAUCCCUCACAGUGGACAUCCGGGGCUUCUACUGUUCUGCAGCUCACAACUUGACGCUGCAGGUCGGGAGUGUCACACUGCCACUAAACAUGUACUUACCCGAGACUGUGACCGAACCAACAAACAUAAACUUCACCAUCUCCAUUAAUGUGACAGAAUCACACUUUGGGGAUGCAGAACUGAUCUUUCUAUGUAACGGCCAGCAGUUGAAUGUUAGUCAUCGAAGUGUUACACAACUACAACAAAGUACUUCGACCACGGUUUCAGCUGAGUAG
Molecule: messenger RNA, 684 nt
Organism: Haliotis rufescens (red abalone)
Lineage: Eukaryota; Metazoa; Mollusca; Gastropoda; Lepetellida; Haliotidae
Exons: 4
Coding region: 1-684 (227 amino acids)
Source: RefSeq, a predicted model, not a curated record